GGUGAGGAUUGAGGGAGGGAAGUGGGUGGCGCGAGCGACAUUUUCCAUAAAGAAAUGAAUCCCGACAGGUAAUCGGAUUAAAGUGAGUUUGUUUCAAAUUGGGGCUUUUGACAGCAGGCUCUGCACUCGGUCACCAGUAGCCGUCCUCAGCGGACCCCCUCAUUCACUGGAAGUAAGGAAAGCAGCAGAGAAACAGCCAGGAUGCCAGCUGAUUUGAACGGAUAUUGGAAAAUGAUUUCCAAUGAUAACUUCGAGGAGUACCUUAAGGCCCUAGAUGUAAAUGUUGCCAUCAGGAAGAUCGCCACCUUGUUGAAGCCUGACAAGGACAUCACUCACGAUGGGGACCACAUAAUCAUCAAAACCCUCAGCACCUUCAAAAACUACAACAUGGACUUCUAUGUGGGCAAAGAGUUUGAGGAGGACCUUAGUGGAGUGGAUGACAGGAAAUGCAUGACCACUAUCACCUGGGAGGGAGACAAGCUGGUGUGUGUGCAGAAGGGGGAGAUCGAAGGAAGAGGGUGGACCCACUGGGUGGACGGAGAUGAGCUUCAUCUGGAGCUGAGAGCUGCAGGAGUUGUUUGCAAGCAGGUCUUCAAGAAGACCUAACCUGGCUCUUAUAGAAUGAGACGGUGCCCUCGGCUCCCAAGCCUCUGACAUACCAUCCAACUUCCCUUUGGUCCAUUCAUCUCCACGUAGCUACUAAUCUACCAAUCUUGUAUGUAUUUUCCAUCAAAAAUACUAUUUUGGCAACCAUCACAGUUGGUGAAUUAUUCCUCCAAGAUUGCUUUACUCUGCCACAGCCAACUCAUACACUGUAUGGUAAAGUGCGGGUCGGCGUGUGCAUCGUGUAACAUCAUCAAAAUGCAAUACUGUACAUCUGUCUCAGGGUGGGUGCUCUUUUGACUAACAAAUUUUAGAUGUGUUGGACACAUGCAUACUGCUGCUGUACUUGUAGCUGAUCUGACGGGUGAACCAGAUUGAUGAUUCAAUGAAUUUGAAAGACCAGUGGGAAAGCAAUGGACGCAGUGAAGCAAAGAGGAAAUUAAAGGGGUUAAUCCCAUUUUAAUUCUCUCAAUGAAUUUUGUGGAUGUAAAAAGAUGAACAUGUGACUGUGUUUGAGGGCUGUAAACUCAGUUGCUAGUGAUGCUUAGUCUCCAGUGUGUAUUUAUCCCUCUCAAUUCCUUUGGGAUUCUGCCAUUGAUAGUGAAAUUAAUGAAUCAAUAAAGUAAACAGUGCUUAAUAAUG
Micropterus salmoides (largemouth bass) is the source of this 1245-nucleotide messenger RNA. RefSeq names its product retinol binding protein 1, cellular, tandem duplicate 1 (gene rbp1.1). Gene Ontology annotation, biological process: fatty acid transport. Bases 202 to 606 code for a protein of 134 amino acids. Gene Ontology annotation, molecular function: fatty acid binding. The record is from RefSeq and is a predicted model, not a curated record. Gene Ontology annotation, cellular component: cytosol; nucleus. Lineage: Eukaryota; Metazoa; Chordata; Actinopteri; Centrarchiformes; Centrarchidae. The transcript is spliced from 4 exons.